AUGGUGCAGCCGGUGAAAAAGCGAAAGUUUUUGUCGCUCGAAAACAAGGCUCGCAUCAUCGCACAGGCUAAAGCUGGAAAGAAGAAGGCACUCAUCGCUGAAGAGUUCGGGAUUGCGGCGAGCUCUCUGUCAACUAUAUUGAAGAGCAAGGACGCGAUAGGCAAAGCUCUAGCUUCAGGGACGUCCGCUAAGCAUAAGAAGGUGACCCAGCCAGUGCACGAAGCCUUAGACCAGGCUGUUUACACCUGGUUCGUGGAGACGCGGGCCAAGAAAAUUGCCCUUAGCGGCGAUAUUGUACGGCAGAAGGCGAUGGAUUUUGCCUGCAUGCUCGGCAUUGAUGAUUUCAAGGCCAGCGUAGGUUGGCUAAACAGAUUUAAAUCCCGCCACAGCAUCAUCGGCAAAGUGUUGUGUGGUGAAGCCGCUUCGGCGGAUAAAGACGGCGCCGCCGCGUGGAUGUCGGCCAGCCUUGGAAGCAUCCUUAAGGACCACGCAUCAUCGGACAUAUACAAUGCCGAUGAGACCGGUCUAUUCUACGAAAUGUUACCGAACAAGACCCUGGAUUUUAAGGGGCUGCGCUGUCAAGGAGGUAAACACAGCAAGAAAAGGAUCACCAUGCUACUGUGCGCCAAUAUGGACGGAUCAGAUAAGCGACCUCUUUUGGUCAUUGGCAAAAGCGCAAAACCGCGCUGCUUCAAAGGAAAUCGGCGCCUUCCAGUGAAGUACGUGGCCAACAGCCGGGCGUGGAUGACCCGUGCAAUUUUUGGAGUGUGGGUCGAGGAAUUCGACCGGGACAUGGGCAGGCAAGGCCGCAAGGUUUGUCUGCUUUUAGACAAUUGUUCCGCACAUUCCAUUGAGGACACGGAGCUCGAGAACGUGCAGCUCAAGUUUUUGUCACCGAACUGCACGUCCAUCAUUCAACCCCUCGACCAAGGGGUCAUCCAAAGCGUCAAGUGCGCGUACCGCAAGCGCCUUAUCCAAAGGCUGAUUUUAAACACUCGGUUGGGUCGCGAAACGAAAAUCGACUUGUUCAUGGCGCUCCAAAUGAUCGCUGCUUCGUGGUGCGAGACGGGGAGCGCCGUAGUCGCGAACUGCUUUCGCCAUGCCGGAUUCGCAGUAAAGUGCGCCGAGACUUCCGAUUCUGCGAUUGAGGCUUACGAUGGCGACACAGACCGCGAUGAGGACAGGUUGCUGGACCAGGACGAAGAAAUCGCAGUCGCUUGGGCAGACCUGCAGGAAAGUGAUGUGCCCGCCCGCCGUCGUACAUAUCAGCGAGUUCUUGCAAGCUGA
This is a messenger RNA of Rhipicephalus microplus (southern cattle tick), 1287 nucleotides long. RefSeq names its product tigger transposable element-derived protein 6. Gene Ontology annotation, cellular component: nucleus. Gene Ontology annotation, molecular function: DNA binding. Lineage: Eukaryota; Metazoa; Arthropoda; Arachnida; Ixodida; Ixodidae. The record is from RefSeq and is a predicted model, not a curated record.